AAAAAAAAACAAAAUUAUUUUCUCCUAAUUUUUUUUUAAAUAAAGGUUUUGUUGCUGAUUUAAAUUCAUAUGCUUUAACAUAUUUUGUUAUUGGUAUUGGUACAGCAUUAGCUGCAUUAUUAUUAUUUACAAUGCCAUUAGUACAAAAAUGUUAUGGAUUUUUAACAUUAGAAUCAAAAAAACAAAAAACAAAUACAUUAGUUACAGCAAGUAAUGGUGAUUUACCAGUGCCAAUACUAAACAAUAAUUCACUUAAUGAAACAAUAGCUAAUAUAAAUAAAUAA
This is a messenger RNA of Rotaria sordida, 284 nucleotides long. The record is from the annotation of a GenBank genome assembly. NCBI's taxonomy places the organism in Eukaryota, Metazoa, Rotifera, Eurotatoria, Philodinida, Philodinidae.